AUGAUCUGGGAUGAAGAAUUGGAAAGUGAUCUUUUAUCUGAGGUGAAGGCUUUUAUCCCACAGGAAUAUGAACAAGAAAUUCUAUUCGAUGCUUUACGGAAAUAUCAAAAGUCCCUGGAUCUACCAACUUUAAUGUCAGACUUAAAAACUGUUAUCAAUGGACCAGAAAGAAUACUUCUCUAUGAAGAGAUACGGCCUUUGAUUCCUUUGAAGCAACAAAUGGAUUAUGAUUCACUAUGUCCUGUGCUUCCAUCUGAUACCUUGAAAGUGAUUCGUCUGCAAAGAUAUGGAAAUGAAAGUUUAGGUUUUGCAGUAAGAGGAGGACUGGAACAUGGAAUAGGAAUGUUUGUGUCUCAGGUCUCGCAACAAUCCCAGGCCUAUCAAAAAGGCCUCCGGAAGGGAGAUGAAAUUAUCCGUGUAAAUGGCUUUACAAUCAGUGAAGCAAUCCAUGAAGAGGUGUUAAGUUUAAUCAAGGCAAGGAAUGAAAUUGUCCUUAAAAUAAGACGCAUUGUCUUUCUCUCUUUGAUACUUUCUCCUUCUUUCUUUUCUCUUCUCUCUAUCUUUCUUUCUUUCUUUCGCUUCCUCUCACUCUCACUUGCUUUCUAUUUUGACCCUCUCCUCUCUAUUUCUAACACCAUUCCUUUUUUCCUCUCUCCCUCUCUAACACUUUUGCUUACCUUCUUCGCUCUUCAAUCACUGCCUAAUACUCUCUCCUACUAUUACUACUCUCUCUCCCAAACAUCUUCUCUCUAUUUCUUCUUAUUAUUUACUCUUUCUAACACUUGCUCUCCCAUUUUCCCCACAUCAAUCUCUCUCUAA
Messenger RNA from Acanthosepion pharaonis, 819 nucleotides. Lineage: Eukaryota; Metazoa; Mollusca; Cephalopoda; Sepiida; Sepiidae. The record is from the annotation of a GenBank genome assembly.